GAAAACGGACCUGGUCACUGUUCAAACUUAAAAUAGUUUCAUACCAUAAAAGCAGAGACCUCACCUCAAAUCCCUCUCUCUUUCCUGCAGCUUUAGAACUCCACCGUACUCUGCUACAAUUUUUUGUAUGACCAACUUGCCCUUCAUUUCCAUUCAAAACUCCCAAACUGCUUCGUCCUUUUAGAUUCUACCUACAGUCAAAGAUCCUCAGCUGAUCAAUUUUCCUUCACUUUCUCGCGCUUUCCUUUCCAUUUUCCUUCACUUUCUUUCUCAUGGCUGUUGUUAGAGGUUUCUGCUAGCGGACAAGAAGAGAGGAAAUCGAAUGGAUUUGACUGAAGGAGUUGGUGAGAGCUCUUCGCCGCCGAGGAGCUUUGGGAGCUUCGGUAACUAUGAUGUGAGGAACGAGGUUUAUGAUCGGUUUGUGGAGAGUGGCCACAAGGAAGCUGUUUCUAAUCCCGAGUUGUUUCGUGAGAUGCUUGAUGCUCACUUCAAUCGCUUGCCUUCUAGUUAUGUCCUUGAUGUCAACAUGGAUAGAGUGGAGGAUGUUUUGUUACACCAAAGACUUCUUACAUUAGCAAAAGAUCCGGAGAAACGCCCGGUUUAUCAUAUUCGUUUCUUGGAGAAUCUUUGCACCAUAACAGAUGAUGGUGAUGACCUACAGUCUGUGAAUAUUAUUUCCCCUGAGAGGCCAGAUUUUAAUGCAGACAAUGGAGUUGUGCCAUCAAACAAGAAAAUCAGGGAUCAUGCAAUUGACUUUGAGCCCUGCUCUAAGCUGGAGCAUCUAAAUUUGGAUGUUAGAAAGGCUUCCAAAGGCGUGGAGGAAACAUAUCAUAGAGAAAAUGCUUCUAGAAGGCAAGACUUUGUACAUGUUCCAACGCAUGAAGUAGUUUUUUCUACCAUUGACAAGCCAAAGCUUCUUAGCCAGCUUUCUGCUUUGCUUUCAGAUAUAGGACUUAAUAUCCGUGAAGCACAUGUGUUCUCCACAACUGAUGGCUACUCCUUGGAUGUAUUUGUGGUGGAUGGAUGGCCUAUUGAGGAUACAGAUGGUUUGCAUAAGGCUAUGGAAAAAGCAAUUGCUAGAAGUGAGGGAUCGUGGUCUGGUUCUUCACAUUCUCAUUCAGCUGUUGAUAAAGCUUCAGCAGCUCAAGCAAAAUGCGGAGAUUGGGAAAUAGAUAGACGAUUAUUGAAGAUAGGGGAAAGAAUUGCAUCUGGAUCUUGUGGAGACCUGUAUCAUGGAGUUUAUCUUGGUCAGGACGUUGCUGUUAAAAUUCUUAGAUCUGAGCAUUUAAAUGAUACACAGGAAGAGGAGUUUGCUCAAGAAGUUGCAAUUUUAAGACAAGUCCAACAUAGAAAUGUUGUACGUUUUAUCGGUGCAUGUACAAAGUCUCCACAUUUGUGCAUAAUAACAGUUUUUUCUUGCUUCAUAUUCUUGCUUGCAGAGUAUAUGCCUGGUGGAAGUCUCUAUGAUUACUUGCAUAAGAACCAUAAUGUAUUGAAGCUCCCUCAAUUGUUGAAGUUUGCAAUAGAUGUUUCUCGGGGAAUGGAAUAUUUGCAUCAAAACAAUAUAAUUCAUAGGGAUUUGAAGACAGCAAAUUUGUUAAUGGACAUUCACAAGGUUGUUAAAGUGGCAGAUUUUGGAGUUGCUCGAUUCCAGAAUCAAGAAGGUGUGAUGACAGCAGAGACUGGAACAUAUAGGUGGAUGGCACCUGAGGUUAUAAACCAUGAACCAUAUGAUCAAAAAGCAGACAUAUUCAGUUUUGCUAUUGUACUGUGGGAGCUGGUAACAGCCAAGGUGCCAUAUGAUACCAUGACCCCUCUACAGGCUGCCCUGGGAGUAAGACAGGUUUGCUCAUCUACAUAUCAACUCGUCAUGGGUCUGCGUCCAGAACUUCCUCAGGAUGCUCACCCAAAGCUAUUAGACUUGAUGCAAAGAUGUUGGGAAACAACUCCUGCCCAUCGACCAUCCUUCUCUGAGAUAACAGUUGAACUUGAAACGCUUCUCCAGGAAGUUGAGGUGUUCACGCGCCAGGAAACUAAGGAUGCAGUGAAUGGCAGCUGAAUUUGGUGUAUGAAAAUAUGCGAUACUCUAACAGUUACAUUUUGCCGUCUUCUUUUUGUGAUGUUUCCUUCUAUAUAGUUAACAAAGUUUUUAUACCCAAGGGAAAAAAAGAUUUUACAAAUGCUGUCCAUUACAACACUAAAGAAACAAAGAGUGCCUUGAUUUUUUUUUCCUAUAUAGAGUUCCCUCGUACCAAGCACGGUUGUAGAGCUUUUUACUAGCGAGACAAUUAGGGUUAACUUUAUCCAUAGUUUCUAAAUUUGUUGAACUUCAACUCCUGAUUUUUUUUUUCUUUUCCCCCUUUUCACUUUGUAUAAACACGGACAAAAGAUGAUAAUUUCUAUUAUUUUAGUUUUUUCAAUUUGGUA
Messenger RNA from Manihot esculenta (cassava), 2427 nucleotides. RefSeq names its product serine/threonine-protein kinase STY8. Lineage: Eukaryota; Viridiplantae; Streptophyta; Magnoliopsida; Malpighiales; Euphorbiaceae. Gene Ontology annotation, biological process: protein phosphorylation. The record is from RefSeq and is a predicted model, not a curated record. Gene Ontology annotation, molecular function: protein kinase activity; ATP binding. Bases 323 to 2059 code for a protein of 578 amino acids. The transcript is spliced from 16 exons.